CGCAAAAAUAAUCCGAUUCGAUUUUAGUCGCGGAGUCAAACGUCAAACAAAUUCCAUCACAAUUCCUUCGCAUUCACGGGAAAAAAGCAAAAUAAAAAAGUGCAGUGUAUAAAAAAAAAUCGAAAAAAGAGGAAGGAGAAAAAUAAGCUGAAAAUUUAAUCCUCUACGAAAAAAAGGCAAUUUAGGUGGCAAACAAAAAGGAAAUCUAAGGGGAUUUGCUCAACUAAUCCCUUAAAGCCAAAGAGGGUACUUCUGCAGCCUUCUUCCCUAAAAUCAUUUGGCAAAGUGUGUGUUUAAGUGAUUCCAAAGAUAGAAAAUUUUGAUAGAUAAACAGCUUAGCCACAAUUUCUGUGCGACCAAGACAGGUGGAGAGAGGUGGUCAAGUGGCACUUCAACAAAAUUGGAGAACUGAAAUAUAGUUGGGCAAAUAAACAACUGACGAAAAACCCAUAUAAGCUCGACACUCGAUUGGAAAUCUAAGUGAUAGCAAGAUACCCUAGACUUUAUUCCCACUUUUCAGCCUUCGAGUACAAGUGCGUCCAGCAGAGUAAAAAAAGCGGAACUCCAACUCAUAAAAAUUAUAAUGUUUAAUAAUUUUUGUCCAAUUGAUUGGAUAAUACAGCCAGUUCAAUGUCAAGAUGGUUCCUCGUUUUUAAAACGUGCCAACACUGAAAAAUUGCGAGAAGUCUUCCAGAAGUACGCCUCACAUCAAAAGGAUGGUGAAUAUUUUAUGACCAGCGAGGAUUUUGUGCGAAAAUUUUUGGGAUUAUUCACAGAUGCUGCAUUUAAUGAUGAAUCAGUGCGUUUAUUAGCCGGUAUCGCUGAUACCAGUAAAGAUGGUCUUAUAUCAUUCUCAGAGUUUCAAGCUUUCGAAGGUCUAUUGUGCACACCAGACGCUCUAUAUAAAACUGCUUUUCAAUUAUUCGAUCGCCAGGGCAAUGGUACAGUGUCUUAUGCUGAUUUUGCUGAAGUCGUACAAAAAACUGAACUGCAUUCAAAAAUACCCUUCAGUCUAGACAGUCCUUUUAUCAGAAGAUAUUUUGGUGAAAAAAAGCAACGUUUAAUCAACUACGCUGAAUUUACUCAACUACUUCAUGAUUUCCAUGAAGAAUAUGCGAUGGAAGCAUUCCGUAGCAAGGAUCCAGCUGGUUCUGGAUACAUUUCCCCCCUAGAUUUUCAAGAUAUUAUGGUUAAAGUCAAGAGGCAUUUACUCACCGCCGAUGUCAAAGAUAAUUUGGUAGCGGUCACCGAAGGCCAUAAGGUAAGCUUUCCAUAUUUUAUGGCUUUCACGUCGUUACUAAAUAAUAUGGAAUUGAUAAAACGCAUCUAUUUACAUUCUACACAAGGUAGUCGCACAGAGCCCGUUACCAAAGAUGAGCUACUGUUUGCCGCUCAGACCAUGAGCCAAAUAACCCCCUUGGAAAUAGAUAUACUCUUCCAAUUGACGGGGGCACUGCAACAGUCGGGUUGGUGGAGACGUAAAAAGAUUCAAGCAAGUAGUCGUAUUGUAUAUAGCGAUCUUAGUUAUAUCGCUCCUGAACACUAUACAAAGCAUAUCACCACCAGAUUAGCUGAAAUUAAGGCUGUGGAAAGCCCGGCUGACAGAUCGGCGUUUAUACAGAUUUUGGAAAGUACCUACCGUUUUACCUUGGGCUCAUUGGCUGGUGCCGUUGGUGCCACUGUUGUCUAUCCCAUUGAUUUGGUGAAAACACGCAUGCAAAAUCAACGCACAGGCUCAUUCAUUGGUGAAGUGGCCUACAGAAAUUCUUUCGAUUGUUUCAAAAAGGUUAUACGCCACGAAGGUGUCUUAGGUCUGUAUCGUGGCCUUUUGCCCCAGUUAAUGGGCGUGGCUCCCGAGAAGGCUAUCAAAUUGACUGUGAAUGAUUUGGUGCGUGAUAAAUUCACCGACAAACAGGGUGUCAUACCCCUAUGGUGUGAGGUGUUGGCCGGCGCUUGUGCCGGUGGCUCCCAAGUGGUCUUCACCAAUCCUUUGGAAAUUGUUAAAAUCCGCUUGCAAGUUGCUGGUGAAAUUGCUGGCGGUGGUAAAGUACGUGCCUUAUCGGUUGUUCGUGAAUUGGGUUUGUUUGGUCUCUACAAGGGAGCUCGAGCCUGCCUGCUGCGUGAUGUGCCAUUUUCUGCAAUAUAUUUCCCUACUUAUGCUCAUACAAAGGCAAUGUUUGCCGAUGAAGAUGGUUACAACCAUCCUCUUACCCUAUUGGCCGCUGGUGCUAUUGCUGGUGUGCCUGCUGCCUCUUUGGUGACUCCUGCCGAUGUGAUAAAGACCCGUCUGCAAGUGGUGGCUCGUACAGGACAGACAACCUACAGUGGCGUCUGGGAUGCUACCAAGAAAAUAAUGGCUGAAGAAGGUCCUAGAGCAUUUUGGAAAGGAACAGCCGCCCGUGUCUUCCGUUCAUCACCACAAUUUGGUGUUACUUUAGUUACCUACGAAUUGUUGCAACGUCUAUUCUAUGUAGACUUUGGUGGCUCCCAUCCCACUGGCUCUGAGGUCCACAAAAGCAAGCCAAUGGAUGCGCCCAGCAAUGUGCGCAUCAAUGCCGAUCAUAUUGGUGGCUAUCGCGCUGCUGUACCUUUGCUGAAUGGCAUUGAAUCGAAGUUUGGUCUAUUCCUGCCCAGAUUUGGAUUUUCACAACAGACAUCAUCGGCCUCCAAGCCCUCAUCAUGAUGACGAUAUCGUAGUUUAUAUUAAGUUCAGUCUCAGUUGUUUUUCUUUUUCUAUUUUCAUUUUUUGUUUGUUUUAAAUCAUUUAAGGAAAAGCCCCUCCCCCCCACACACACCCACACACUUACACAUAAACAUAUUUAUGAGGUUAAAUUUUUUCCUUUUUAAGUUGUAAAGAAAGUUUGACUUGAAGUAAAGAUUUGAUGGAAAUUUUUGAUUUUUAUUUUUAUUCUUGUUUUGAAGAGACAAAAGAGUAACAAUCACAACCACCCCCUCAACAAAGCAACAAAAAAAAUGAAAAGUAAAUGCAAACAAAAUGUUCGUGAAGUUUAAGAAAAAAUACUAAAACUAAAGAAAAUAUUCAUAAAAAAUAUACAUAAAACCAGACAAAAAGAUGAUAAAAAAAAACUAAAGAGAAAAUAUAUUUUUUGCUAGGAAAAUUAUUAUAUUUCAAAUCUUAACUUAUUUAAGUAAAAAAAAAAAACAAUUUAAAAACAAAUUAUAAUUCUAGACAAAGAACUAAAACAAAAACCUAAAUAACAAACACACAAAAUUUUGUAAAACGAAUUAGGAUCAUUUUUUUUCUAAGGAACUUGUACUACCAAGCAAAUGUAAGAAAAAAACUCCAAAACUAUUUUUUCAAAUAUAAAUUUACCACAGUGACAGUGAAAGUAAAACAAAAACUGAUAACUCCUCAAUUUAAACUUGAAACAAAGCAAAAAAAAUAAAUAAAUAAAAUAAAAAAAAAAACAACAAGACAACACACAUGUUACAAUUA
Molecule: messenger RNA, 3457 nt
Organism: Stomoxys calcitrans (stable fly)
Lineage: Eukaryota; Metazoa; Arthropoda; Insecta; Diptera; Muscidae
Gene: aralar1
Product: calcium-binding mitochondrial carrier protein Aralar1
Exons: 13
Coding region: 584-2683 (699 amino acids)
Biological process (GO): malate-aspartate shuttle; L-glutamate transmembrane transport; aspartate transmembrane transport
Molecular function (GO): calcium ion binding; L-aspartate transmembrane transporter activity; L-glutamate transmembrane transporter activity
Source: RefSeq, a predicted model, not a curated record